This is a messenger RNA of Homalodisca vitripennis (glassy-winged sharpshooter), 2180 nucleotides long. RefSeq names its product ADP-ribosylation factor 2 (gene Arf102F). The coding region runs from base 188 to 730 and encodes 180 amino acids. The record is from RefSeq and is a predicted model, not a curated record. The transcript is spliced from 5 exons. Gene Ontology annotation, biological process: intracellular protein transport; vesicle-mediated transport. NCBI's taxonomy places the organism in Eukaryota, Metazoa, Arthropoda, Insecta, Hemiptera, Cicadellidae. Gene Ontology annotation, molecular function: GTPase activity; GTP binding. Gene Ontology annotation, cellular component: plasma membrane; cytoplasm.
UACGUAGAUCCUAGUUCGUUAGGUUGACAUUAGACGUCGGUAUUAGUAACUUGUUAAGAUAACCUAGCCGAAGUUCGAAAUACACAAAUUGACGUGGCAUUAUAUAUAUUUUUUUGACUUUUGUGGCAAUAUUCCACUGAUUUGUACUCAUAAACAUUAUUAAAAACAUUUGUUCCAUAAUCCAAACAUGGGUCUUACCAUCUCUAGUGUAUUAACCCGGCUUUUUGGGAAGAAACAGAUGAGGAUUUUGAUGGUUGGUCUGGAUGCCGCUGGAAAGACUACAAUUUUGUACAAAUUGAAACUCGGAGAGAUUGUUACAACCAUUCCAACAAUAGGCUUCAAUGUAGAAACUGUGGAGUACAAGAACAUCUGUUUCACUGUUUGGGAUGUGGGAGGCCAGGACAAGAUCAGACCUCUCUGGAGACACUACUUCCAAAACACCCAAGGACUUAUCUUCGUUGUGGACUCGAGUGAUAAGGACAGGAUCUCAGAAUCUGAAAAGGAACUUUCAAAUAUGCUGCAGGAGGAUGAGUUGCGUGAUGCUGUGUUGCUUGUGUUUGCCAACAAGCAAGACCUGCCUAAUGCCAUGAGCGCAUCUGAACUGACCGACAAGCUCGGUUUGAAUCAACUAAGAAACCGACAUUGGUAUAUCCAAGCGACAUGUGCUACUCAGGGGCAUGGCCUCUACGAGGGUCUUGACUGGUUGUCCAACGAAUUGGCCAAGAAGUGAUUCACUUGUGCCUUUUAUUGUGAUAAUCAUUUUGGACUAUUGUGUAAAGAUUGGUUUUGUGCAAGGCAGUGUGAGUUUUAGGGCCUCGUACAUUCUUUGGUCUCUAACUGUUUGAUCUUUAAACUACAUUCUUAAAAGUUGUAUUUUUCAGAAAAUUAGGUAUAAAGUUUUUCAGUUUAUUUAUAAGUUUCAAGAAGCAUCUACAUGAUGUAGUGUUACGUUUUGUUGUAUUAUUAAUAAGUCUUGGAAAACUGUUUCUUCAUUAGUUUUCAGGACUAAAUAAUUGUCCUGUAAAUUAACAAAUUCAAAAUUCUUGAUAGUAUGCACUGUACAAUUAUACAUAAUAUUAAUAACAUACAGGGUGGAAAAAGUAUAGGUAGCUUUGUAACUGUUACAUGGAUGCCUUAAAAACUAGUUUCCCUCGUAAUCCUCAAAUUCUUAAUCACCUCAGGGAGACCAUCAAUCACGAUUCAGUGAAAUUUCUUAAAUAUAAUUUUAGUCCAAGAUAUACAUAAUUUGAGAUUAUAAGGGUACUAAUUUAAAAAAUCUUCAAAUUUAGACUUUUCUAAUAGUAUAAUGGCUUUUUAUAGUUGUCUUAGUUCUCGAUAUUGAAUAAACCAAUAAUUUUGAUUUUAGUAGAGCAAAUAGGCAAAAAUAGUUUAUGCUAGUAAAAGUUAAAAAUGCCAAACCACAGUGACACAAUAAAUAGAUAUAGUUGGUCAAUUAAUUUUGGUUAUAAGAACGUAUUUUUAUGAACUGAAAAGUAAAGGCUGAGAAUAAAAAUUACGAAAGUCCACUUGUGACACAUAAAUUUUUAGCUCUCACGAUUAUCAGUUUUGAGCCUGAUUGACCAGCAAAUAUAAAAUAAAAAUAAUUCAUGUUUAAUCAGUAUCUAGGUUUCAUAAAAUUUGCCGCUACCAUUGUCGAUUAGUCUACAUUGAAGUUUUCUCUAAUAAUCAUUCUUGUCUUUUAAAUAUUAUUAAAUUCAUGUAUGUUUUGACUGAAAAGUAUAUUUUUCUUAUUCUUUACACACAUCUGGUGGUACAUUCCAGAAAUGAAACUGUUUUGAUUCUUAUUCCAUCCUGUAUAUUUCAAAUAGUUACAUAAUACUAGCAUUAGAUAUACUAUUUUCCAUUCAUUGUUUUAUAAUCAAUUAAUUGUUUGCUGUGGGUUUAAAAAUUCAGUUUUGUACAGUCAGUUGUGACUUUCCUUUGUUUUUCAUACUUUUAUAAUUGUCACUGUUUUUAAUCUUCUGUGAAAUAUAUAUUUCAUGUUGAAAGGUAUAACUAAAUAAGAAUUAUAAGUAAGUUAUGGAUAAAUAAUAACCUAAGCGUCAUGUGAUUGAACAUAGCAGUUCCAGCUACUGUAUAUAAAAUGGAAGAUUGUGUUUAGCUUAGAUGCAGUUCCAUAUGUUGUUUAUUUUAAAUAAAUUUGCAUUAUUUAAAACAAA